AUGGAUCAACUUGCCAUCACCGUUAGUUCAUUUGCGCACAACCUAGAGAAUCUGCGGUUGCCCGUGAUUCCCUAUAACACUUACAUCAAGGCCGUCGGCGUUGGCAUUCCCAUCGCGGUUUUUCUGCACAGCACCGCCGAUUAUUGGAUUCCGGAGCGUUUCAACAUCCCGAUCAUCACCUGGUUCAGGCGGCGCUGGCGGCAGGAUCCGGAUGUGAAGCACACCCAUCUACGAAUCAUUCGGAAUUUGCUACUUUUCAUUUUUUUUGUGGUGCUUCGCAUGGAUAGCGUGGCGAACGACGAGGUGCAGCCUUCGGAUUACGUCGAGCAGCGCCUGGUGAGCGCGACCGCGCAGCGCAACCUCAACGAGGAGAUCUUCAAAGCCCGCCAAACCGCCUUCUCCGCGGCGGAUGAGCUGCUGGGGGAGGUCGAGAUGAAUAUCGCGGGCGUUCAGCAGCAACGGGAUGCCGUGAUGCGCCGGCGCUAUUUGCACGACGGCCGCUUGGCGAAAUAA
This is a messenger RNA of Phytomonas sp. EM1, 513 nucleotides long. NCBI's taxonomy places the organism in Eukaryota, Euglenozoa, Kinetoplastea, Trypanosomatida, Trypanosomatidae. The record is from the annotation of a GenBank genome assembly.